Cydia splendana is the source of this 975-nucleotide messenger RNA. RefSeq lists its product as uncharacterized. Bases 206 to 964 code for a protein of 252 amino acids. Lineage: Eukaryota; Metazoa; Arthropoda; Insecta; Lepidoptera; Tortricidae. The transcript is spliced from 6 exons. The record is from RefSeq and is a predicted model, not a curated record.
UGGGUAGGUAUUAUGAGAGAGCAUCAGCGUGCAUUUAAAGACAGCUCUUUGCGAUCGGCCGUGGACGUUUUCACUAGAAAGUACCGCAAGGCGCACGCGGCGUCUCUCGCAUACUAAACGCAAAUCGAUCCCUAGCCGAUAUUACACAUGUGUCUAGUUAUUUGAAUGGUGUCCCUUGAGGCGGUUAUAAGCAGGUUUUAGUAAAAUGAGAACAGUAGUGAUUUUGGUUUUGGCGGGAUUUGCGAGUUUAGCUGCCGCAUCGUCAUGGAAACAGAAGAAAAUUGGGAAGCAUUUCUUCUCCAAUGAUGCCAUGGACGUGACAGAUUUUUCCGUGUAUUACGAUUUAGAAACAAACAAGACAAUAACGAGGAUGAUGCCCCGGCCGUGGUACAAGCCUGGCUGGAUGCUGCGACUCCCGUUCACAGGAGGACCCUGUUCGUGUAAGGAACUUCGAUGUACAUGCUGUACCGGGAUCAGGAUACAGAGUCUCAACUUUGAUAGAAAAACAUGUGCAGUACUGACCUUUGACCCAUCGGAUUCUAUGAUCGAAAUGGACGUACAAAUGAACAACGCUACUGUUUACAAGACUUCAUUCUCAGCUGCAAAUGCUCCGCCAUUCUGCAUUCCCAUCCCAGUUCCGUACUUGCCGCCUGGCCUCGUCGACAUGUGUAUACGCCUAUUCGACAUUACCCUCAUAGACCAAGGGGUACAUGUUUGCAUGGACAUGGACACUCGUAUAGACAAAGCUCCUGUCUUGAUUCUUCACUUCGAUUGCAUGGACAUGGGACUGAAGGGAGUAAUGCUGUCCAAACCUGGUAGUGCUACUACAACUAAGCCGGUGGCCUCCGACGGAGCUAACUCUACUGCUGAACCUGAACAAAUAGACAGUGAUGUCUUUGACACCGUGACCGAAAGGUCGCCAACGACUGAAGCACCGACUGUCAACUUUGUUAAAUAUAUUUAAAGUUUUACAAA